This is a messenger RNA of Drosophila arizonae, 1906 nucleotides long. RefSeq names its product putative monoamine oxidase sheepish (gene shps). NCBI's taxonomy places the organism in Eukaryota, Metazoa, Arthropoda, Insecta, Diptera, Drosophilidae. The record is from RefSeq and is a predicted model, not a curated record. Gene Ontology annotation, molecular function: oxidoreductase activity.
UCAGAUUCCAAAAUUAAAGAUGUCAAAACGAUUUCAGUUUCCCAAUGGACUUACCUUUUGGCAAUGAACUACCAGAACUUGACGUACUUAUAGUGGGCGCUGGUCUGUCCGGGCUAACCUCCGCAGUCAAAAUACUAAACAAAGUCGAUACGCUAAAUGUGAAAAUUAUUGAAGAGGGCUCGAUGCCCGGCGGCCAGCUUAGCUCCGAGGGAAAUCGCUUUGUGCAACAGGACCAGUCGGAGCUAAUAGCCUUCUUGACACAACUGAACGUGGCAGUCAAUGAGCGUAAGGAGUCCGACCGAAAUGAAUCGUUGAAUCGCUGUUGGGAACUGGACCGUGGUCUAACAUCGACUCUAGCUAAAUUUGAGCUUUGGCGUUAUAUCCAUAUGCUCGAUCUGCGCAUGAAUAAGUUCGACUCUCGUUAUAAGUAUCGCACCCGAAUCCCAACGAUGGAGCGUCAUAUAUGUCAGAAUCUGUUCUUCAGUCUGUCCCGGAAGUUUAUGUACAAUCUGGUUACGUUGGCCUCCGGAGUGUCGGCCAAGGACAUUAAGUACGACGAGUUUAUGUGUCUGUGUAGCACGUCGGGUGGACUGAGUGUGCUAGUUGAUCUCUAUCUCACCAUGCCGAAAUCCCUGUUGAGCUUGUCCUGUAGGUCUCUGCUGCGAGCGUUGCUCGAAAAGUUGAGGCACAAUGAGAUCCAGUACGAUGCGAAGGCCAUUAAGGUGCAACACUUCAAGAAUUAUGUGCUGGUCACCGACUCAACUGGCCAAAGGCACAUAGCCCAGGCCGUCAUCCUGGCCAUACCUUGGAACAAGGUGGAGUCCUUGGAAUUCGAGCCACAGCUACCCAGACACUACCGCACAAUCGGGCGGGGCAAAGCUAAGCGGCAAACGGGUCAGAUAACUCAAUUCUUUUUGCGCUACGAUCAUUCGUAUUGGAUAACCCGAGGAUACUCGGGUCUCUUCUUGAACGUCGAUCCAUUUGUGGUGGGCUACGAGAGCAAUUCGUCGCAGUACUCCGGCUACAUGCUGCACACGGAGGAGCAGGCCGGCACCGUGCGAGAUACUGUGCUGGAUGUGCUGGCAGAGCAGUUUGGCGAGGAAAUGCUCGACCCCAUGAACUACAAACAGUUGACUUGCGAGCUAAGCUCCACGCUGCAUAGGCCACAGGUCAAGCCCUGGAAUCGAGUCAUCUGGUCCAGCUCAGCGUCGGCGGCCAACAGCAAUCGCAACCUGAUGGGUGGUGCAGUGGAGAGUGGUUUGAGGGCGGCAAUAAAUGCCUUAUUCGUGAUACGGCCCCAAGUGGUUGGAUGGCAGGACUUGAGCGAUGUUCACGAGAGGAAUCGCUAUGCCGGUGUCAGCACGAGCUACAUUGCGGGGUUGCUCAGUCGCCUCAAUCUGUACAACAUUGCCUACUAUAGCGUCUUUGUGGUUGGUCUGAUCUGUGUCCUCAGCUAUAGCUAUAACCAAUCCGUCUAAGCAAAGCCUAUCCAUAUCUAUAAAAUUCCUUAUAUUGUAGACGUCCAAAAUUCUGUUGACAUUGCGACAUAGUAUCAGGGUAUAUAGUCGGGCACUCGGUCACUAUAUCGUAGAUUAUUUCAUUUACUCGCUAGCGUCCACUGCUGGACAGAUUAGUAUAAAUAUUUUUGCAUAAUUCCCAGCUCGUCUCGUGGGUAAUCAUUCACUUAAAGAGUCGCGUCUCCAGUAAAAAGCGCCAACAAAUUGGAUCCCAUCAAUUUCAAUCAUGCACCAAGUAUUAUAUUUCGGUUUCUUAGAGAUGAGACAGACAUUAUUUAUAUGUAUACCUGUCGCAUCGAGAGUUUUAAGCAUGUUCAAUAAUCAUAUAAAAUCGGAUGCAAUCAAAAUUGUUUAUCUAGAUAAUCCCGCUCAUUUGAACAAAUAUCCUG